AUGAAUAUUGAUCUUUUGAACCUUGACCUUCUCAUCUGCAUAGCUGAAUAUCUUGGCGCCAAGGAUAUUGUUCGGUUGGCCAGUUGUAGUCGAAAAUUACUACCGCUGGGUGGAGUGGAUUCCUUGUGGAAGCGACUGUGUCGUACAGAUCACGGUAUUACCUACAAUUGUCCUACACAGACUUACCGACGGCUUUACAUCCAAUGUACCCGUCAUGAAUUUGGCCGCGCCGCCUGUCGUCACUUGAGCAGAUAUCGCUUGGACGAUCCAUGGCCGGAAAUAUCGGCUGUGAAAAUGGACCGGUGGCAGCACAUCACCUGCAAAUUUUGUCACGUCUCUGGCAUGGAGAAUAUCUUUGUCUGCGUUGAUCAUCAUUGCCACGCCGUAGUCUGUGAUCGGCAUGCUCGCCUCCACUCUCGACAAGGAAGCCAUGACGUCUUUGUCAAACUGAAUAUGGCCGAACUAUUCUGUCAGAUCUGCGUAGAUUGGUUGGGUGGCCUUGACGCCGAUCCUGCUGAGCAAUAUUUCGCUUCGUCCAUUUGCCAGCAAUGGUCGAAAGCACUCUAUUCGACCGAAACAGCCCGCUACAUCAAUUCUCUGCGGGAAAUUCGUCGUUAUGAGCGGUAUCUUCGUUGGGCAGAUACGCCACAGCGUAUGAUAAAGGACGAAGAAGGAUUCCGCUUCGUGACGGCCGAUUGGAUCGUUCAGUGGGAACUGUUUAUCGAAGGAUGGCGCACCGCCGCCCCCGAACAAAAGAUCGAUCAUCAACCUUAUCGCGUCAAAAAUGGAUCGAUCCGACUUUCUGUGCGAUUCAAUCCCUACUCUGUUGACACUACGGAUGUCGUUAUUGUAUCGACCAAAACUUGGUCCUAUUUAAUAGAGAGAUAUGGCAUAGAGGGUCAUGCCAUUACUGAAGAUGACCUGGUGCCAUCGGAAGCGUAUCAGAAAUGGAAAGAUAUCCUUCAACGAUGGAAAAACAGAGCCAUGGCAUCAUAGAAAUAAAU
Molecule: messenger RNA, 1004 nt
Organism: Radiomyces spectabilis
Lineage: Eukaryota; Fungi; Mucoromycota; Mucoromycetes; Mucorales; Radiomycetaceae
Exons: 4
Coding region: 1-996 (331 amino acids)
Molecular function (GO): protein binding; zinc ion binding; cysteine-type deubiquitinase activity
Source: RefSeq, a predicted model, not a curated record